CCUCUAUUCUGUGUUUUUGAAUGCAUAUUAUGAAAUUCUAUGUGAAAGUACAUUGAAUUACAUGAAACUUAGCCAUAUGGAUUCCUAUCUGCUGAAUAAGGGAAUUAUCUGUCACUAUAGACUAUUUGAAUCUGAAAUUGGGCGCCUUAAAGGCUUAAUUUUCAGAAAUUGAUUUGAUAUUUGGAAUCUGCAUAAUUUUUAAACUCUUAUGGAAUUUUCUGUGAAAUUUCAAUUUAGGAUGCUUAAACGAUUAAAUUUUGUCUUAUUAUAAACAUAAAUAUCUAUAUCAAGCUUUAAGAUGUCUUUGACUUGAAAAUACCUCCUGUGUGCAACCUAGAAGAGGGAAUUUCGUGAGAGUUGGAGAGAAGGCCUUCAAGUGAAGGAUUUGGGGAAUUUUGUGAAGAUUGCUUAGAUUAAACUCAAGGAAAUCAACUUGGAGGUCAGUCCUUACAUCAUCAUCAUCAUCCAUCUUUUGUCAGCUUAAGGAUAACCAGGCACUUGGAGAAGCCCUUUGCAUGCUAGGGCAGUUUUGCUAGUCUUGGAGGACCAAACUUAAUUAAGGGGGGGAGAGUGUAAUAGCCCGACCCUCGUACAUGACCCCGAUAUCUUUUCAGCCCUCUAUUCUGUGUUUUUUAAUGCAUAUUAUGAAAUUCUAUGUGAAAGUACAUUGAAUUACAUGAAACUUAGCCAUAUGGAUUCCUAUCUGUUGAAUAAGGGAAUUAUCUGUCACUAUAGACUAUUUGAAUCUGAAAUUGGGCGCCUUAGAGGCUUAAUUUUCAGAAAUUGAUUUGAUAUUUGGAAUCUGCAUAAUUUUUAAACUCUAAUGGGAUUUUCUGUGAAAUUUCAAUUUAGGAUGCUUAAACGAUUAAAUUUUGUCUUAUUAUAAACAUAAAUAUCUAUAUCAAGCUUUAAGAUGUCUUUGACUUGAAAACACCUCCUGUGUGCAACCUAGAAGAGGGAAUUUCGUGAGAGUUGGAGAGAAGGCCUUCAAGUGAAGGAUUUGGGGAAUUUUGUGAAGAUUGCUUAGAUUAAACUCAAGAUCAUGGUGAGAACACGGACAGAGGAGCAGGAAGGUGCUACGACUGCCCGGUUGGACAGGAUGGAGAGAAUGAUUAUGGAAAUGGCAGAGACCUUACGUCGACAACAACAACAACAACAACAACAACAACCACAAGAACAACCGCCGCCACCACCAAUACCUCCCCCAGCAGUACAAGAGUUCCAUGCUGAAGAUAGAAUCAUUACACUUACAAAGGAAUUUAAAAAGAUGAAACCGCCAGUGUUUAAAGGCGGAAUCGAACCGAUGAAAGCUGAGGCAUGGGUAUUGGGAAUAGAAAAGUUAUUCGAAGUUUUCCCUUGUACUGAAAUCCAAAAGGUGCAGCUUGCUGCUUUUACUCUUGAAGAUGAGGCGCGAAGGUGGUGGAUGCUCACAAGAACAAUGUAUCAGGGGCUGACAUGGGACAGAUUUUUAGAGCUAUUUUAUGAUAAAUAUUUUCCCCAAAGUAUGCGGGACAAGAAGGUGACCGAAUUCGAAACAUUGAGACAAGGAAAUAAAACUGUUGCCGAAUAUGAAGCUCAAUUCGCAGAACUAGCCCGAUUUGCACCUCACAUGGUAGAUACAGAAUACAAGAAAGCGCGAAAAUUUGAGGGAGGAUUGCGGAGUAUUAUUCUGGACCGAGUUAAUGUGUUGAAGUUACCCACCUACGUUGAUGUGUUAGAAAGAGUUGUUAUAGCAGAAGGGAAUAUUGCUGCUCAGACUCGGAUUUCUGAAUGGAAAGGAAAAAGGCAGAACAACCAAGGGUUCAAGGGGUCAACUACUCCACCAAAUAAGAAGCAAAAUUCAGGGACCUCCAACACUACUACUUCUCCUCAAAAUUCAGCUCCUGUGUGUCCAGAAUGUGGAUGGAGGCAUCGAGGAAUUUGUCGCCGAUUGUCUGGGGCAUGUUUUCGAUGUGGCAAAACGGGGCAUUUGAUAAAGGACUGUCCGCAAAAGAAUCAACAAACUGGUAAUAAGGCCGCCACAAGCUCAGCAGGGUUUACACCAGUUCCUAAUGCCAAGUCAGCUGCUAAACCUGCUAACAAUAAGGAUACUACGAGGCAAGGUAGGGUAUUUGCGUUGGUUCCGAGAGAUGUACAGAAUGCAACCACAGUGGUGUCAAGUACAUUUAUGGUUCAUGGUCAUUCUGCUCACGUUUUAUUUGAUUCUGGCUCUACCUGUUCCUUUGUGUCAAAAUUAUUUGCGAAAAACCUAGAUAAACCUGAAGAAGAAUUGACUUAUGUGUUGUGUGUAUCUUCACCUAUGGGAAAUUCCAUGAUCUGUACUUCUGUCUGUUCUGCUUGUGAACUCCUCAUUGGAGAUAUCCGUGUAUAUGCUAAUUUAUUACCACUUGAUAUGACUUCUUUUGAUAUUAUUCUGGGGAUGGAUUGGUUGGGUGAAUAUAGUGCCACCAUCGACUGUCUGACAAAGCAAAUCAAAUUCCACCCUCCAGGACAAUCAGAAUCUACUUUUCAGGGGCAAGGAGUGACUUCUCCACCGUAUGUGAUUUCUGCAGCUAGGGCUUGUAAAUUAAUUCAGAAAGGGUGUCAAGGGUACUUAUGUAGUGUUUUGGAAGGGCCAACAACGAAUGAGAAUAUUGGUGCGAUUCCAGUUGUCUGUGAAUUUUCGGACGUCUUUCCGGAAGAAUUGCCAGGAGAAUUAGUGGACCGUGAAAUUGAAUUCACAAUUGAAGUGCUACCGGGAGUCCAACCCAUCUCUAAAACCCCGUAUCGAAUGGCGCCAGCUGAAAUGAGGGAAUUGAAUAUUCAAUUGCAAGAUUUAUUGGAUAAAGGGUUUAUCCGCCCUAGUGUUUCUCCGUGGGGUGCACCAGUCCUGUUUGUGAAAAAGAAAGAUGGAACACUCCGAUUAUGUAUAGAUUACCGAGAGCUUAAUAAAGUAACAAUCAAGAAUAAGUAUCCUUACCACGGAUCGACGAUUUAUUUGACCAAUUACAAGGAUCACAGGUCUUUUCUAAGAUUGACUUACGGUCCGGAUACCACCAAUUGAAAGUUAAAGCUGAUGAUGUUGAGAAGACAGCUUUUCGAACCCGAUACGGUCAUUAUGAAUUUUUGGUUAUGCCCUUUGGAGUUACGAACGCACCAGCAGCAUUUAUGGAUCUAAUGAACCGUGUCUUCAAACCUUAUCUGGAUGAGUUUGUAGUGGUCUUUAUUGACGACAUCCUUAUUUACUCAAGGAAUGCAGAGGUCCAUGAAAAUCAUCUUCGCUUAAUCCUUCAAACCCUCCGAGAAAAGAAGUUGUACGCAAAGCUAAAAAAGUGUGAAUUUUGGCUACAUGAAGUGACAUUUCUGGGGCAUGUUAUAACUAAGGAAAGAGUCUCUGUUGAUCCAAACAAGAUUGGGGCGAUUGUAAACUGGCCGACCCCGACUAAUGUGACUGAAGUGCAUAGUUUCAUGGGAUUAGCCGGCUAUUAUCGAAGAUUUGUUCAGGAUUUUUCUAAGAUUGCUGUACCACUCACACAGUUGACUAAAAAGGGAGUUGCAUUUGAAUGGAUGGAACCGCGGAAAUCUGCCUUCCAAGAAUUAAAAAUGAAGUUAACUACAGCCCCGGUCCUUGCUCUACCGUCUGGUACGGAGGGAUUUGUGAUUUACAGCGAUGCAUCACAUAAAGGACUUGGUUGUGUGCUUAUGCAAAGUGGAAGAGUUAUUGCUUAUGCUUCUCGCCAGCUUAAAUCCCAUGAGAAGGGCUACCCCACGCAUGAUCUUGAGCUAGCUGCAGUCGUUUUUGCUUUAAAAAUUUGGCGGCAUUAUCUGUAUGGAACUACUUGCGACAUUUAUACCGACCAUAAAAGUCUCAAAUACAUUUUUACCCAAAAGGAGUUGAAUAUGCGUCAGCGGCGAUGGUUGGAGCUUAUUAAAGAUUAUGAUUUACAGAUCCACUAUCAUCCCGGUAAAGCCAACACGGUGGCAGACGCACUUAGCCGGAGAAAUAUGGGGGAUUUGGCAAGUUUAUUGACAGGGGAAAAGGAGUUGAUGAAUGAGUUGAAUAAGAUGGGGGUCGCCUUGGCGAUGCAUGGUCAAGGGGCAACAAUGGCAACAAUCAUGGCUCAACCGACAUUACUUGAGGAGAUUAAAAUACGCCAAAUGGAGGAUGGAGCUUUAAAGAAGAUGCGUGAUGAAAUGGAGACAAAAUCGAAACUAGGAUUCACUUUGACAGAUUCUGUGCUUAAAUUUCAAAACCGAAUAUGUGUUCCUAAUGUGUUACAACUUAAACGGAGAUUGAUGAAAGAAGCACAUGCCUCAAAAGUUUCAAUGCAUCCAGGAAGUACUAAAAUGUACCGGGAUUUGAAGAGACAUUUUUGGUGGCCAAGUAUGAAGAAAGAAAUCGCAGAGUUUGUUUCUAAGUGUUUGCAAUGUCAGCAGGUAAAAGCAGAGCAUCAGAGGCCCGCAGGAUUAUUACAACCCCUUCCAAUUCCGGAGUGGAAAUGAGAACAUCUGACCAUGGAUUUUGUUGUAGGCUUACCACGAACAGCCCGAGGGAUGAAUUCUAUAUGGGUCAUUGUCAACCGAUUAACAAAGUCCGCCCACUUCCUGCCUGUGAAGACCCAGUAUAAUGCCGAUAAACUUGCUGUGAUCUAUGUGAAUGAAAUUGUAAGGCUUCACGGUGUUCCGGUUUCAAUUGUGUCAGAUAGAGAUCCCAAAUUUGUUUCAAGGUUCUGGCAAGGUCUACAGAAUGCAAUGGGUACGGAAUUAAAGUUUAGCACAGCUUUCCACCCUCAAAUAGAUGGACAAUCCGAGAGGACAAUUCAGACGCUAGAAGAUAUGCUUCGAAUGUGUAUUUUGGAUUUUCAGGAAAGUUGGGAAACUCAUCUGCCGUUGGUUGAGUUUGCAUAUAAUAACAGUUAUCACUCGAGUAUUGAAAUGGCACCCUAUGAAGCCCUAUAUGGAAGACCGUGUCGUUCUCCCGUGUGUUGGGCUGAGGUUGGAGAUAGGCCCUUGUUAGGGCCAGAGAUUGUCCAAUUGACAACUGAAAAGGUUAGAAUUAUUCAAGAAAGAUUGAAAACUGCUCAGAGUAGACAGAAGAGUUAUGCGGAUAACCGGCGCAGAAAUUUGGAGUUUGACGUGGACAGUCAUGUUUUCAUGAAAGUUACCCCAAUGAAAGGACACCCAAGAUUCGGAAAAAGGGGUAAGCUGACACCCCGAUAUGUUGGUCCUUUUCAGAUCUUAGAAAAAGUAGGUCCAGUAGCCUACCGAGUUGCCCUUCCGCCACAUAUGAGCCAAAUUCAUAAUGUGUUUCACGUUUCUAUGCUCCGAGGAUACCUCCCGGAUCCAUCACAUAUUAUCGAUUAUCACCAAAUUAUGCUGACUGAUAAGUUAACAUACGAGGAAAAACCAAUUCGAAUUCUGGACCGUCAGGUGAAAUAGUUAUGGAACCGGGAAAUUCCAAUGGUGAAAGUGGAGUGGCAAGAGCACUACGGAACCGAGGCAACUUGGGAAAAGGAAGAGGAAAUGCAACACCAAUAUCCGCAUCUGUUUACGUCCUAAGGUAAAACAAGUUUGGAGGACCAAACUUAAUUAAGGGGGGGAGAGUGUAAUAGCCCGACCCUCGUACAUGACCCCGGUAUCUUUUCAGCCCUCUAUUUUGUGUUUUUGAAUGCAUAUUAUGAAAUUCUAUGUGAAAGUACAUUGAAUUACAUGAAACUUAGCCAUAUGGAUUCCUAUCUGUUGAAUAAGGGAAUUAUCUGUCACUAUAGACUAUUUGAAUCUGAAAUUGGGCGCCUUAGAGGCUUAAUUUUCAGAAAUUGAUUUGAUAUUUGGAAUCUGCAUAAUUUUUAAACUCUAAUGGGAUUUUCUAUGAAAUUUCAAUUUAGGAUGCUUAAACGAUUAAAUUUUGUCUUAUUAUAAACAUAAAUAUCUAUAUCAAGCUUUAAGAUGUCUUUGACUUGAAAACACCUCCUGUGUGCAACCUAGAAGAGGGAAUUUCGUGAGAGUUGAAGAGAAGGCCUUCAAGUGAAGGAU
Messenger RNA from Camellia sinensis, 6012 nucleotides. The record is from RefSeq and is a predicted model, not a curated record. Lineage: Eukaryota; Viridiplantae; Streptophyta; Magnoliopsida; Ericales; Theaceae.